AGGAGCCACAAUUCCUGGCUUAGCAGCAGCGAAGGCGACCAGAGCGAGGAUCACAGCAGCGAUGAACUUGAACAUUUUUAGUUUGUUGGUUGGUUGGUUUACGGUUGUUGAUAAAACAAAUGUAACUGAUGCUCAAACCAGUGUCGAGCCAUGGCUUAUAUACGCAAAUUGGACUCAACCAUUUCGUAAAGACCUUGGCCAAUGUGCAUGGUGUAUUCUCUUGCCCAAUUGCUCAGGCAUUGCACGUAGCCAGUCCAAUUGGCACUUAUAUGCAUAAGUGACUUAAAUAAUUUGUAGGUUUAGCCCCGCUUGGCUCAUUAGCUGGGCCAGCACGAUGUCUGCGCCAAGGCUCUACCUAUUAGCUGGCUGGUGUAUAAAAGCCCUGGCUCAAGCAGCUAUCAUCAUCAGUUCCGUUCAACCGACAAACUAAACAACUCAAGAUGUUCAAGUCAAUCAUCCUCGCCGUCUUCGCUCUGAUUGCCUGCGCUGCAGCCAAGCCAGGAAUUGUGGCUCCACUGGCUUACUCCGCGCCCUAUGUGGCAUCGUCGUACGUGGCAUCUCCCUAUGUGGCAUCUCCAUAUGUGGCAUCGUCGUACGUGGCUUCCCCCUAUGUGGCAUCCCCGUAUCUUGCAUCGCCCUACGCUGCUGCCUACACCGCUCCUCUGUACCUCAGGAAGUAGGCAGAUAAAGACGACCCGGCAAAACACAUCUGCAAAAAUUGAAUAUGA
Molecule: messenger RNA, 728 nt
Organism: Drosophila mojavensis
Lineage: Eukaryota; Metazoa; Arthropoda; Insecta; Diptera; Drosophilidae
Exons: 1
Coding region: 441-680 (79 amino acids)
Source: RefSeq, a predicted model, not a curated record